AUGGAGAGAGAUAGAGAGCGAGACGAGAGCGAGAGAGUGAGAAGUGCGAACCCAGCUUCGAGCGAGACCCACGCCGGCGAGAGCGAGACCCACGCCGCCACGCGAGACGAGAUCCACUUGCCGCUGUUGCCGCCGGUUGCCGUUUCCCGAUCUGCCCAGCCCAGCUUCGAGCCUUCACAGAAUCACAGUUCAACUUCAAAUUCUUCUGAAGUCAACGUGGAAUUGCCAACAACUAAUGUUGCUAUUCCAAUUCCGGAAAAUACGGAUGUUCCAAUUCCGGAAAAUGCGGAUGUUCCAAUCUCUCAAACACAAUUUCAAAGAAUUGAUCUUGAUUCUUUGGAUUAUGAUCUCGGAACACGCAAACAAAUAUGGGAAUAUCAUGUUAAUCAACGUGAUGAAAUUCGACGGGCUUACAUUAAAAAAGGUCCGCACCAACCUCCUCUAGAGACAUUCAAAAAAAGUGGAAAGCAGAAUCGUAGCUUUCAAGCUUCUUGGUAUAGAAAUAAUUCAAAAUGGCUUGAAUAUUCUCCUACAACAGAUGCAGCUUAUUGUCUACCCUACUUUGUCUUUCAUAAUCCAAAUGUGGUUGUGGGACAAAAUACAUUUAUUGUUGGUGGAUUUAGAAAUUGGAAAAAGGUUGGGGGCAAAGAUUGUUCUUUUCAAGUUCAUAUAGGAAAAGAUCCUAACUUAGCUCAUAGAGUUGCUGAGCAAAUGUGUAAGGAUUUGAUGAACCAAUCGCAGCAUUUGCAAAGGGUAGUUGAUCAUUUCACUACUGAACAAAUUGCAAAUAAUCGGUUGCAAUUGAAGGCCACAAUUUUUAUUGUGCGAUAUCUUGCCUUUCAAGCUAUAGCUUUUAGAGGUCGAGAUGAAAGUUUUAGUUCAUUAAAUCGUGGGAACUUUCAUGAAUCAUUGGGUAUUGUGACUUUUUGGAAUGAGAAGGUUGCUGAAAUAAUAGAAGAAGCUCCAAAAAAUGCAACCUACACAUCACCUAGGAUUCAAAAGGAAAUUCUACAUGUUUUCUCAGCCAAAGUGAAGAAGGCCAUUCGGGAAGAAAUUGGUGAUGCAAAGUUUUGCAUAAUGGUUGAUGAAGCUCGUGAUGAGUCCAUGAAAGAGCAAAUGGCUGUCGUGUUUAGAUAUGUUGAUGCAGAAGGCUUUGUGAAAGAACGCUUUUUUGGGCUUAUUCAUGUUGUUGACACUGCAUCUUUGACUCUAAAGAAGGGGAUAUAUUCUUUGUUAUCUCAAUAUUGCUUAGAUAUACAAAAUAUUCGAGGGCAAGGAUAUGAUGGAGCAAGCAACAUGCGAGGUAUGUGGAAUGGAUUACAAGUUUUGAUUUUGAAUGAUUGCCCAUAUGCUUACUAUAUCCAUUGUUUUGCACAUCGCUUACAAUUGGCAUUAGUAAAAGCAUCAAAACAAGUUGUUCCCAUUAGUCAUUUUUUUCUUACAUUGCUUUUUCUGAUCAAAAUUGUUCGUGCUUCAUGCAAGCGCAAUGAGCAAUUGAAAGUUGCCAAUGCUAAUGAAAUAGCACGUUUGAUUGAUCUUGAAGAGCUUGAGACUGGAAGUGGACUUAAUCAAAUUGACACUUUACAACGACCUGGAGAAACACGUUGGAGUUCACAUUUUAGAUCAGUUUCUAGCUUAUUAAGGAUGUUUAGUUCAACUGUUGAAGUUUUACAAAAUAUAAUUGAUGGUGCAAUUGAUGGAGAAAAUUGGGCAGAAGGAGAGUCAGCUUAUGAAGGUUUAACUUCAUUUGAAUUUGUUUUCAUCUUGCAUCUUGAGAAGGAAACUAUGGAGAUCAUUAAUAAACUUUGUCAAACUUUGCAAAGCCAAUCUCAAGACAUUUUAAAUGCCAUGCAUUUAGUUUCAUCUACUAAAGCACUUAUCCAAAAAUUUAGAGAUGAUGGAUGGGAUGGCUUACUCACCACUGUGAUAUCAUUUUGUGAGAAGUAUCGCAUUGAUGUCCUGGAUAUGAAUGCUUGUUAUGUUGCGAGGCGAGGUCGAGCUCGUAAUCAACCAGAUAACGAACUAAAUUAUCGGUUUAAUGAAGAUGCAAUGGAGUUGCUUAGGCUUAGCUCAGCUUUAGAACCUCGAGAGGCAUUAAAAUCUUUCAGAAUUAGUAAUCUUUGUUUGUUGGUAAAGAAUUUCUAUCCACAAGAUUUCACAGAUUAUGACAAACAACUGUUGAAGAAGGAGCUUUAUCAUUUUGAGCAUAAUGUAGUCCAAGAUCCAGAGUUCAAAAAAUUGAAAAGUUUAUCUGAGUUGUCUCAAUGGUUAGUGAGAACUGGAAAUUCAGAACACUACAAACUUGUUGAUAGAAUGGUGAUACUUGUGCUUACUCUUCCAGUUUCUACUGCUACUACAGAGCGAGCAUUUUCAGCUAUGAAACUUGUCAAAACUGAACUUCGAAACAAAAUGGAAGGUGACUUUUUGAAUGACUCUUUGAUGUUAUACAUUGAAAAGGAUAUAGCUUCGACAUUUAGUUUGGAUUCAAUAGUAGAUGAUUUUGAAGAUUUGAAAAAGCGUUGA
This is a messenger RNA of Quercus robur (English oak), 2523 nucleotides long. RefSeq lists its product as uncharacterized. NCBI's taxonomy places the organism in Eukaryota, Viridiplantae, Streptophyta, Magnoliopsida, Fagales, Fagaceae. Gene Ontology annotation, molecular function: protein dimerization activity. The transcript has 3 exons. The coding region runs from base 1 to 2523 and encodes 840 amino acids. The record is from RefSeq and is a predicted model, not a curated record.